AUGCAGACUCAUUUCUUUUCAAGAAUUUCUUGUUCUGAGGGCCAUGAUCACGAUGAAUAUGAAGAUUCUACCAGUACUCUGCUUUCUCUUGCUCCUCCGGGCCAGAACAAUUUCUCAAACAAACUUCUUGAUUGCACUUUUGAGUUUUCUUCUUCUUCCUACUCCAGGAAUUCUCAGAACAUCAUCUACCAGCAAGAAGAAUAUUGUAGGAGGAGGGCUAAUAUUGCUGAUAUUAAUAUUAAUAAUAAUAAUAAUAAUGGUGUGACAGUUGCACUUCAUAUUGGGCUGCCAACUUCUUCUUCAUCAGCAGAUAUCAUUUCUCAUCAUCAUGAUGAUAGCAGUAAUAAUAAGUUUGGAGGUCUUGGUGAAGGACAAUAUUGGAUUCCAACUCCUGCUCAAAUUCUGGUUGGUCCCACUCAAUUCUCUUGCCCUGUCUGCAGUAAAACAUUCAACAGAUACAACAACAUGCAGAUGCAUAUGUGGGGGCAUGGAUCACAAUACAGAAAAGGUCCGGACUCUUUAAAAGGGACAAAACCAGCUUCAUCAAUGCUUAAGCUACCCUGUUACUGUUGCGCUGAAGGUUGCAGAAACAACAAAGACCAUCCCAGAUCAAGACCCUUGAAGGAUUUCAGGACCCUUCAAACACAUUACAAGCGAAAACACGGGACGAAGCCGUUCCAAUGCAGGAAAUGUGGGAAGCCAUUUGCGGUGAGAGGUGAUUGGAGGACUCAUGAGAAAAACUGUGGCAAAAUGUGGUUUUGCAUUUGUGGUUCUGAUUUCAAGCACAAAAGAUCACUCAAAGAUCAUGUCAAAGCAUUUGGAGAUGGCCAUGCAGCGCAUAGUGAGAACCUGUAUGGGAAUCAUCAACUUGUACUUGAAGAAGAUGAUGAAGAUGAAGAUGAAGAAGAGGACUAA
Messenger RNA from Oldenlandia corymbosa var. corymbosa, 915 nucleotides. The record is from the annotation of a GenBank genome assembly. Lineage: Eukaryota; Viridiplantae; Streptophyta; Magnoliopsida; Gentianales; Rubiaceae.